Messenger RNA from Prosopis cineraria, 1453 nucleotides. RefSeq names its product protein SOSEKI 4-like. Bases 488 to 1297 code for a protein of 269 amino acids. The transcript has 3 exons. The record is from RefSeq and is a predicted model, not a curated record. Lineage: Eukaryota; Viridiplantae; Streptophyta; Magnoliopsida; Fabales; Fabaceae.
CCUCCAUAUCUCAAAAUCUUCCAGAUUCUGCCAUCAACGUACACAUUAUUUGCCUCCUAUUUCAACUUGUUUCCCUUAUUUUGCACGGCUCAAAACUGCCUCAUAGUCAGUCACUGGCUGAAAAACAAACAAACGAAACUGGUUCAUUCAUAUCCCCAGUUCACCACUCUAUAUAUUCAUUCAUUCUUAUGGUGCCUUCCGAAUUUUGGGUCCCUUGGUUGCAGAUACGAAGAAGAACAAACUCAAGUCAGCACGAGUGGUAAGAGAUUGCGGUUUGAUUUUCUUGUACAUGGAGCAAAGUUAGUCGAGAAAAUCUAACGGAUUAUCCUUGCUGCCGAUGGAGGAUACUCUUCUGCUAGAAGAAGUGUGAGUGAGAAUUUUUUUUCCCCUUUGGCGGUCAAGGUUUGAACUCGAGAUUUCUUGUUAAACUUGAUCAGUCUUUUUGUCAAUUGAUCCAAAAGGCGGGUGUGGUGAGUGGGAAGUUUUCAUGGCGAGGAAAAUCUUAGAAAGAGAAGAAAGUGGUGUUAAGGGAAGAAUUUGGGGUGAGGAAGAAGCAGCAAAAGAGAGGAAAGAGGUGAAAGCAGUGAAUGUGAUAUACUACCUUGCUAGGAAUGGCCAGCUUGAGCAUCCACAUCUCAUGGAGGUUCCUGUGUCUUCCUCUCAGGGAUUGCUGUGUCUCAAAGAUGUGAUUAAUAGAUUGAGUUUUCUCCGCGGACAAGGAAUGGCUCAUUCCUAUUCUUGGUCUGCAAAAAGGAGUUACAAGAAGGGGUAUGUGUGGCAAGACUUGAGCGAGAACGAUUUCAUAUACCCAUGUAAUGCUCAUGACGAGUUCAUCCUCAAAGGCACACAACUCAUUCAAUUUUCAUCUUCAAGCUUUCGAUCCAACAACGAAGCAGUAACUUUAAUAUCACCAUCAAGCUCCAAAUAUUCCUCUGAAACUACCAGUUUCAUCAGCACAGAUACAGAUUCCCCUGAGACCACCAAGAAGACGACGAAGACGAAGAAGGAGCCAUGGAAUAAGUUAGCUGCCAUUAAUGCAUCAACUCAGACUGAUGUAAAAGAAAGGAACGACGAAGAAGUUGUAGUGGAAGAGAUUAGUAAUGGUGAGGCUAUUGGUUUACCAGUUUCUGGGAAUGUUAAUUAUGACUCAUCAUCAGCAGAUAUCAGAGAAUAUUGCAGAAUAGAGAAUGAAAAUCAAAGUGCGAGGAUGAAGGCUUCUACGGUUCUGAUGCAGUUGAUCAGAUGUGUUUCAUCUAAAAAGCUUCAUGAUUCUGAGCAUGUAAGAGCAGAAAGAUAAACAAGGCAGUAUGAGUACUUACAACUUGGACGAUCCAUAAAAAGUUUGUAUUUAUAAUAAAUCUGGACAAGAGAAUUAGUGUUGACUGCAAUUAUAUAUAUAUAUAUAUAUAGGUUUUAACUCUAAUAAGUAGCAAUAACAGUAGCUUUUGGUCAA